Messenger RNA from Brassica napus (rape), 1014 nucleotides. Its product is annotated as probable protein S-acyltransferase 1. The transcript is spliced from 6 exons. Lineage: Eukaryota; Viridiplantae; Streptophyta; Magnoliopsida; Brassicales; Brassicaceae. The record is from RefSeq and is a predicted model, not a curated record. Gene Ontology annotation, molecular function: protein-cysteine S-palmitoyltransferase activity. Gene Ontology annotation, cellular component: Golgi apparatus; endoplasmic reticulum. Bases 1 to 1014 code for a protein of 337 amino acids. Gene Ontology annotation, biological process: peptidyl-L-cysteine S-palmitoylation; protein targeting to membrane.
AUGGAAGCUAAGAAUUACCCCGAGUUUCUAGUUAUUAUGAAAUUUUUAUGCGGGGGGAGACUAGUGUUUGGUCCAGACGCAUCUUCUCUUCUUUUGACCACAUGUAUGAUAGGAGGUCCAUCUAUCACUUUCUGCAUCAGAAUAGCUUUCUUGAUCGGACAUCGCCGCCCUUUGUUCCAUUCUCUGAUUUUGAUUGGUGCAACUCUUCUCACAAUCAUGGACUUCACGUUUCUCUUCUUGACAUCAACGAGAGACCCUGGUAUUAUCCCAAGGAACAAAGAAACUCCCUCUGAGGUUAUCACACAAUCACUUGAAUGGAUGAGUAACAAAGUAGGAAACACUAAACUGCCUCGAACAAAAUAUAUAAUAGUGAAUGGCUUCACCGUCAAGGUUAAGUUCUGCGAUACCUGUAAGCUAUACCGUCCUCCUCGCGCCUCUCACUGCUCAACCUGCAACAACUGUGUCCAAAGGUUUGAUCAUCAUUGUCCAUGGGUAGGUCAGUGCAUCGCCUUGCGUAACUAUCCGUUCUUCGUAUGUUUCAUAUCGUGUUCAACCCUCCUCUGCAUCUAUGUAUUUGUCUUCUCAUUGAUGAGCAUGCUUGAAGUCCAUGGCCAAUUCUAUGUACUCAUCGCUGAUGACUUGAUACUAGGUGUUCUUGCUCUUUACUGCUUUGUUUCCGUAUGGUUUGUUGGUGGACUUACUGUCUUCCACCUCUACCUAAUCUCUACCAAUCAGACGACGAGUGAGAGUUUUCGGUACCAUUAUGAUAAGAAGGAGAACCCUUACCGAAAGGGCGUCUUAAAGAACUUCAAGGAGCUGUUAUUGGGUAAAAUCUCACCACCUUUGAGGUGGUCAGAGCCUUUGGGUCUCCGAGACAUGGAAAUGAGCAGUAGCAAACCAGGUCAUGGUAGCUGCAGUUUGCGCCUUCAGAAGCUGGAGUACGGAAGUAAUAUUGAUGCAAGUGUCAAGAAGAUAAGUGUAGAUGAAGGCGCUGCAUGGAUUGGCACGGUUUAA